CAACACUCAUAUAUAAACCCAAUCACCCACACACACACCUCCACAAAGAUUCACAAACAAACAGAGAUUACUUUCUCUCUCUACAAAUCGCCAUGAAAGACCCCUUUCUCUCUCGUCGCCGGCGACCCAACCACCCCAAGAAACUCAAGCUCGUCUGCAGCUUCAACGGCACAUUCCUUCCCCGACCUCCCUCCGGCAACCUCCGCUACACCGGCGGCGAGACCCGGAUCGUCUCGGUGGACCGAAACAUCGGCUUUUCAAGGCUCCGAUCGAAGAUUUCGGAUCUUAGCAAUGGCCUCCUCUCGUUCUCUCUCAAAUACCAACUCCCAAUCAACGACGAUGAAGCCCAUCUUGUGUUGAUCACUUCGGACGACGACGUUCGGUGCAUGAUCGAUGAGUUUGACAAGCUCGAAUCGCUCGGUAAGCCCUCUAGGCUCUGGAUUUUUGUUUGUAAUAAUGACAAUGGCUGUGUUUAUAGACAUGAAAACUGUGUUGAAACUGAGAAUUUGAAUGAUGGGUCUGGGGUUUCUUGUAUAAAUUGUAAUGUGUUUGGUGGUUUGAAGAGUGUGAGUGAUCGUUUUGUGAAUGGUGAUGGGUUUGAGAGUCGAAAUUUGACAAUGCAGAGUACUGGUAAAGUUGAGAAUGGUGUUUGGUGUCAAUGUAGUGAUGAUUCAUUGAGAAAAAUGGUUCUGAAACCAGGGUUGUUACCGAAGGAAUCGGCUUUUCGUGGCGGUUUAGGGUUAGAUUUUGAUCAAACUGAGAUAGAAUUUGCAAGUGGAAACCAAAAAUUUAAUCAACCCUUCAAAGACUUAACCUCUGAACCACAAGGUCCUUUGAUCUAUGAAACCAGAGACUUGAUAUUUGUGAACAACCCAUAUUGGGCAAACACUUUAGAUUAUGAAUUUAAGGACGGUCAGUUUCAAAGAAGUGAAAGUUUGGGUAUCAAUUCCUUGCCAGUGUCUCAUUCUCAUCCCUUGAAUCCAAGGGAUGGGAAUCUUUGUGUCGAAACGAAUAGCUUUAGGCAGCGUUUAACAAAUAGGCCUGGUCUGAUUUCAAGUAACAGAUCUCCAAAUGGUGUUGGAGGUUUAAAUAUGGAUUUGAUACCAUGCUCUGGUGCUGAGCUGAGAAAUUUGGAUAGGGAAAACAUCACGCCGCGGUCUGGAAACUGUGAUUGGGUGAAUACCAGUUUUGCGCCACUUUCUUGCAGCAAUCAAUUGGUUGCAAGCGUCUACCCAACCAAGUCUUCGUAUUGCGGUAGGGUGUGGGGUGGUUUUCAUAAUGGCAUUCGCAACCAUCGAUUUGCUGCAAAUGAUAUGAGAAACCAGAGGACUUGUUCUUACCACGUUCGUAACCAUCGGAUUGGGCUCACUGAGAUGGGGAGUCAUCGGAAUGUUAGAUUGGAAGGAAGGCCUUGGGUUGGAAAAUUCUACCCUAGGCUUAGGUCUAGUUCAUACAUCUCAAAACAAGGCCAGGUUAUGAGAUUUAACUGUCCUAGUUUGUGGAAGCCUUGGUGUGGUUAUCAUGAUCAUACCCCCGAAGAAAUUGGAAGGAUGAUGGAUUCUGGGCUGAAUGACCAAACAUACUCUUUCAAUCAACCUUAUAAAGAAAACUUCACUGAAAAGAGUGGUUAUGGAGUUCCACAACCACAAGCGCCAAAUCCUAAUCAAUGUUGUUUUGCUUACAAUGGAAUGGGUGGCCAAUCUUUGUUGCCAACUAAUAUUACCAAAAACCCAUUGACAAGCACGAGGGCUAUGGAUUCCUGGGAGGAUCUGUUAAAUGGUUCCAAUGGCGACAAAAAAGAAGUUCCAUCUCCAAAUCCUUGCAAAAAUUUACAUAGAGUUGCCAUGAGUAGCCAGCCAAGUUGUGAUUUCAAAAAUGAAUCACUGCUCGUGGAGCCAAUAGAGACUGACAACAUCUCUGGUUCUCCAAAAAAUUGGGGUUUUAGAAAUGGAACCGAAUUGGAAUGCAAUGGUAAGUCGUCGAAGAUAGAACCAAGUGUUAAGUCAUUAAGCAACCAUCAUAGUAGUGCUCGUGCUAUACAAGCGGGACUUGCAUCUUUGGUGGAUCUUUCUUUGUGUAAUCUUUGCUUGUCGUCAUCAAAAGAAGUUGAACCCCCAGCCCAUUCUUCUCCAACUUGCAAUGAUUCCAAAGCCUUGGUGAAGCCUCAAUCAAAUCCCCUAGAUCUCAUGGAUGAAGAAAACCUUAGCUCAGGUCCUCAAGUUGACACAUCAAAUGGAGUUGUGUCUGAAUCUUCUUCGCAAAAUGCAGCCAAAUUGGAAAAUGUCAAUGAACAAAAAGAAGAGAUGUGGAGGGACCAUCCAUCCAGUUUAAGCAAUGAAAAGGCUGACAAAGAAUCUCAUAAAUGCUCCAAGGAAAAUGGAAGCAUCCCUACUGACCUCAUAUUUUAUACUCAUCUAGCUAGCAGAGAGCUGCAGACUAUAGAAAAUUCUGACCUCGAAUAUAUUAAAGAAUUGGGCUCGGGUACAUAUGGAACUGUUUUCUAUGGAAAAUGGAAGGGGUGUGAUGUUGCCAUUAAAAAGUUAAAGCCCAGCUGCUUCACUGAUGGUGCACCGGAGCAUGAUCGAUUGGUUGCAGACUACUGGAAGGAAGCUCACAUACUAGGACAGCUUCACCAUCCACAUAUUGUGGCAUUCUAUGGUGUAGUUAUGGACGGGCCUGUUACAAAUUUGGCUACAGUGACAGAGUACAUGGUGAAUGGCUCCCUCAAACAAGUUUUGCAGAGAAAAGAUAGAACUAUCGAUCGACGGAAAAGGUUGAUUAUAGCAAUGGAUGCGGCCUUUGGUAUGGAAUAUCUGCAUGAGAAGAAUAUCGUCCAUUUUGAUCUGAAGUCUCAUAACUUCCUUGUGAACAUGAGGGAUCCUCAGCGACCAGUGUGCAAGAUUGGUGACUUAGGUUUAUCAAAAAUUAAGCAGAGGACACUGGUCUCUGGUGGAGUUCGUGGAACUAUACCAUGGAUGGCUCCAGAGCUACUGAACAGUAAGAAAAACAUGGUAACAGAGAAGGUUGAUGUGUACUCAUUUGGAAUAGUCAUGUGGGAGCUUUUGACAGGGGAAGAACCUUACGGAAAUAUGCGAUCAGAGGAAAUAAUAGCUGGUAUCAUCAAAGGCAAUCUUCGUCCUGAAAUUCCAAGCUGGUGUGACCCGGCAUGGAGAUUAUUGAUGGAGCGGUGUUGGUCAUCUGAUCCAGACUCUAGGCCAGCAUUCUCAGAAAUUGCAAAGGAAUUGCGUGCCAUGUCAGCAGCCGUGAACAUCAAGUGAUUGCAAUUUGGUUGUGUAAAUACUUUAGGAGCACAGAGAACGGGGCAUUCUGAGACGUUGACAGAUCUUGGCCGUCCAAUGUCUUGUCUGAUCUCAACAUUAAACCCCUUGUAUUAGGGAAAAGCCAAACCGGGUGAAUAUUUUAUUUUGGCAGUCACUGGUUUGUAAUAGCGCCACUGUAUAGGAUAUAGAACAAACUUUUGGUAUCAGGUUGUUUUUGAUUCUUGUCAUCGACUAACAGACAAGUCUUGAACAGCUUUUACCACAGACAAUGCUAAUUGACUUUUUUUUCACAGCA
Molecule: messenger RNA, 3576 nt
Organism: Camellia sinensis
Lineage: Eukaryota; Viridiplantae; Streptophyta; Magnoliopsida; Ericales; Theaceae
Biological process (GO): signal transduction; protein phosphorylation
Cellular component (GO): cytoplasm
Molecular function (GO): ATP binding; protein kinase activity; protein binding
Source: RefSeq, a predicted model, not a curated record